This is a messenger RNA of Caenorhabditis angaria, 1449 nucleotides long. NCBI's taxonomy places the organism in Eukaryota, Metazoa, Nematoda, Chromadorea, Rhabditida, Rhabditidae. The record is from the annotation of a GenBank genome assembly.
AUGUCGACUAUGCAAGAAAGAUUGUUUGUAAGUUGAAAUUUUUUGAAAUUGUUUUUAUUUCUAGGCUUACUUACCUAUUUUUUCCAUUCCAGGAAAUCGCUGUAAAUUCAGUGAUCUCAAACGCAAUCAACAUCGGAAAUCGUCUAAACCUCUUCAAAACUCUAGCCACCUUCAAAACUCCAAUUCUCCCCAAAGUGCUCGCUGAAGCCUCCGGAUGUAAAGAAAGAUAUAUUCGAGAAUGGUGCAAUUGUCUAGCCUGUGGUAAAAUCCUUGAAGUCACCGAAGAUGAGAAGUUCUAUAUUGCCCCGGAAAAUAUCGCAGCUCUAACUUCUGAUGAUUAUCCGAUUAUUUCUCAUGGAAUGAUGAUUACUUUGCUGGAACCUUUUGAAGAUCUUCUAACUUGUUUCAAGAAAGAUGGACCGCAUGGAUUGGAUUAUUCGAAGUUUGGGAAAUUCCAAGAUUUUAUGGGGAAUCUUAGUAAAUCGCUUCAUGAAAAACAUUUAUUUACUGAUUUUAUUGAUUCUCUCGGUGAUGGGAUUCGUGAAAAACUAGAGACUGGCAUCAAAGUUUUGGAUGUUGGUUGUGGAAAUGGUUUUCAUUCUUCACUUCUAGCUGAGAGAUACCCAAAGUCCAAAUUCACUGGAUUGGAUAUUGGAGAAGAUGCGAUAACUUCAGCCAAAUCUCGAAAACGAACAGAUGGGCGCGAUUUCGAGAAUCUUGAUUUUGUUCAGUGCAACGCUUCAUUUAUGCCCGAGAAUUGGACGGAGACUUUUGAUUUGGUGUUGAUUUUUGAUGCGUGUCACGAUCAGAUGAGACCGGAUUUGGUGAGGAACUUUUACAACAAAAAACACUAGCAUGAGCAAUGCUUGUUUUUCUGAAUUUUUCAAAAUUUUCAGAUUUUCUAAAUUAAAAAAAAUAUUUAGAGAAUCGAACUCAAGAUAAAAAUUGCUCUGGUUUUUUUUUAAAUUUAACAUGAGCAAUGCUGCGAAUUUGUUAUACAUUUUAUGUUAAAUUCAAGAAAUUUCAGACUAAACAUGAGCAAUCCUCUAAUAAAAGUUUGAAAGAAUAUUCAGAGUUCAACUUUCUGAGGUCUAGAUUUUUGAUUUAACAUGAGCAAUAACAUUUUUGGAAUUCAUUUUUCAGUGCAUCCAAGAAAUCCAUCGAUGCCUAAAACCCACUGGAUUAUUUGCGAUGAUUGAGAUGCUCGGAACCAGCAACAUCUAUGAAGAUCGAGAAAUGCUUGGCCUACCUGCAACUCUGAUCUAUGGAGCAUCGUUGUUCCACUGUCUCCCAGUUGGCUCAAAUUCUCCAGAUGCUCUUUGUUAUGGCGCAAUGUGGGGGAAACGAAGAGCUGUUGAACUUAUCAAAUCUUGUGGAUUUGGGAAAGUUGAUACUGUAGAUACCCCUUAUUUUCCGCUAAAUGUAUUGUAUUUGUCAAGAAAGAAUUGA